GUACUCCGAUAUGUUUGAUGUGGUAGUAUAUAAAUACCAAUGCUGCAAUAUAACUUGUAAUCUCGUGAGUGCAAAUCAUUUACUACGAAUUUAAUUUGAAAGAAAGAAAAUCACAUACAGCGGCGGCAUCAUCAGGGAAAAUGCUAAAAGGAGAAAGCAGCAGCCUGCGGCUAUUCCUACUCGGCUUGUUGUCGCUUCUUCACAUGCACCGAGUCCUUGGUAACGUAGAAGUUGAAGCUUUAAAUGCUAUGAAGAAUGCACUUGAAGACCCAGGCAAUGUUCUACAUAAUUGGGAUACUAGUCUCGUCGAUCCCUGCACUUGGUUUCGUAUUACAUGUGGUCAAGUAAUAGGUGAACCGGAUUACAAACAUGUUAUUCAAAUUAAUCUGGGAAUUUCAGGGCUCUCUGGUACACUCGUUCCAAAUCUCCAGAACCUUGCACAUUUGCAGUAUUUGGAGCUUUUUGGUAAUGCAAUCUAUGGUACGAUACCUGAGGAGUUUGGCAAACUAUCAAACUUGGUGAGCUUGGAUUUGUACGAUAACAAUUUGACCGGGCAAAUACCCCACACGUUUGGCAGUUACAAUCAUCUCAGAUUUAUGAGGCUUCAAAACAAUACAUUCACGGGCAUUGUUCCUAGGUCUUUUAUCACAAUAUCCACGCUCCAAGUCUUAAACGUUUCUGAGAACUGUAUAGAUACAUCAGUACCGAAUCCGCCUGAAGUCGUUGAUUUCUUUGCAAAGUUUGGCGAGGCUAGUUUUGCAAAUAAUCCAAAAGCGGGAUGUUAUAUUUAGCUUCAUAAGUUACUGGAUGGAUGCAUGUCUCUUCCGGGCUUAGUCUCGAUCAAGGCUCGCUAGAUGGCUUGUUUCACCGUGUUCAAGAAAUAUGAAUAAAGUCGGAGAGCAUAUUUUUGGCCGGAAAGUUUCUUGUCAAAUGUUUCUGGGAAUGUGCUCAUCCUAUAUGUUUAUUUCGGAGUAUUUUUUUUUCAAGUUUGUGAAAAUAGUUCUCCGGAUGUGUGUUCAGAGUUCAUCAAUUUAUGUUUGAUAAUAAGUCAUUUGUGUGUACUUUUCUGAGCAUAUGUUGAGAUAAGUGUUGAACAAUCGCCUCGGAGUUUAAACAAUUACGUUUCAUGUGCAUUACUGCUUUGACAUUGCUUUGGAUUGAUGUUGUGAUACGUGAGAUAUUCACA
Cuscuta europaea is the source of this 1186-nucleotide messenger RNA. Lineage: Eukaryota; Viridiplantae; Streptophyta; Magnoliopsida; Solanales; Convolvulaceae. The record is from the annotation of a GenBank genome assembly.